CUGUAACAGAAACAGCUGAAGCUCCGAGAACAUCAGGGCGCUUCAGCACAGACUCUGGUGUAGUCCUGACCUCUGAGUUCGUUCACUCAGUCUGUGCUGUGGAGACGAGGUCACGUCAGGGAACGACAGAGGCCAACUCAAACACUCAGAUUAACCGCUGACCUGUUGGCUCGAGGACCCCGCAUGCGCGAUGGUCACUGCGGCCGAGCCUUCGGACCCAUCAGAACUGACACUCGGAUGAUUUUAACUCAUUUUCACUCUGUUUGGACAGCUGCUGUCUCAGGGGUCAAAGGUCACACGUUUCCAGGGUUUCACGUUUCGUGGUCCUGCUCAGUUUGUCACAUUCAGGUGAUGAACUUGGAAAACACAUCAGUGUAAGCAAUCAGAAUGUUUUCUAGGAACAACGGCUGAAGACAAAAGUGAGAAAACCAGUGAAAACAGUCACAGACUCACUGACAGCACGUAAACGUUAUAAUUCGUCACGUCAUUGUAUCAUUCAUGUAUAGAUCUUGUAUUACAUGAUCGUCAUUUUAUGUUAGUUUUCACACUGAGGAGCGUCAGCUUAAUGUCACGAUGAACUCCUGAAUCUGUAUGAUCCAUGAGGCACAAGCAGGCCGUCAGGCAGGCUGAAUAUUACAAUAUUAUUAUAGUAUAACAGUGAUCUGAGCCGGAGCUGCUGACUGCAGAGAGCUGGAUCGUUGGUCUGCACAGCGACUGAUGCAACACAAAUACAAACACUGAGUUUCAUCAUUGCCGUUUUCUCUGCUGUGGCGAAAUAACGAAAACUCCUGAAAGUGUUUGUUUGUUUUCAGCCUUUAAAGUCUGCGAGACGACGAGCAGGCGCUCAGCCUGAGGGUCGCAGCUGAAGAUGAGACGCCUCCUCGUUUUACUGGCUGUUUUGUGGGUGUGUGACGGCGUUAAGUUCGGUCAGCUGUGCAGCAGUAACCCGUGCAACAGCCGGAGGACGUCGGACAGAUGGGGACAGGGACAGUACGGAGCCGGACGGGGGACCAGACUCCACCAAGGGCUGGACAUCAAGUGCAGCGACGGCGCCGCUGUCUACGCUCCGUUUGACGUGACUCUUAACGGGAAACUGACCGUCUACACCGACCCCAGUAAGGCAGCCAUCAACGAGGGCAUCAACCUGUCAGGACAGGGUCUUUGUUUCAAGCUGUUCUACGUGAGGCCGGACCGAACCUCAGGAACGGUGAGGAAGGGGCAGAGGAUCGGCACCAUGCUGCCCAUGCAGAGCGUUUAUCCGGGAAUCACCUCACACGUCCACGUCCAGAUGUGCGACAAGCGCGACCCCACACCAUACUUCUGAUCCACCUUCAAACACCGUCGACAACCUUCAUUACCAAAGAGGCUUUUCUCUGAAUGUUGGUGGAAAACUUUAGCUCCUCAUCCACAUAAAAGGAUUCUGAUGGGCUACAUUGGCUACAAUAAAACACUUUGAAA
Messenger RNA from Pundamilia nyererei, 1458 nucleotides. RefSeq names its product leukocyte cell-derived chemotaxin-2-like. Bases 869 to 1324 code for a protein of 151 amino acids. The transcript is spliced from 4 exons. NCBI's taxonomy places the organism in Eukaryota, Metazoa, Chordata, Actinopteri, Cichliformes, Cichlidae. The record is from RefSeq and is a predicted model, not a curated record.